Cryptococcus amylolentus CBS 6039 is the source of this 819-nucleotide messenger RNA. RefSeq lists its product as hypothetical. The transcript is spliced from 3 exons. The record is from RefSeq and is a predicted model, not a curated record. The coding region runs from base 213 to 545 and encodes 110 amino acids. Lineage: Eukaryota; Fungi; Basidiomycota; Tremellomycetes; Tremellales; Cryptococcaceae.
UCUGGAUGUGGAUGAGUUGAUAUACAGACCCAAGUGGAUAGCGAGCCCUCGGCUACACCCGUGAGUACUCCCAUAACGGACGAUGGAAUUGAGUAACGCGAGCAAUGUGAAGGCACGUUGGACAGACUGGAAUCAACACGACGAUGAGCGUGCUUCGAACGUAUCUGUACCAAGCUGCAUGAUGUUUUCCUUACGUAUCCUUCAUCCCUAGCAUGGCCUUCACCUGUCUCAUCUCCCACGCAAGCUGCUUAUUCCCACGACGACCGGUUGGAACUACUCUCGUAUCCUUAAAGCCUAUUACCAGGCAUAGACUACCAAGGAGCUUUGAAGGAGCUGAAGACUGCACAACAGUAUUCAAUAAUGCCGAGCUAGCGGGAGGAAUGAGAUCAGUAAAGGCUAUACUGAGAGGGUUCGUAUAUGAGCAGGGGAUGCUCAGUAAAUGCAGAGUACUUGUACACGCAACACGAAUCUGUUAUACAUUCCUUCUUCCAUCGUCCGAAAGCGGCGGACAUGAUUUUGAGUCUUACCCGCCUAGGCAAAACUAAUAGGGAAAUGCGCCAACAAAUGCCCAUACCUCUCCUGGAACAGCUCUUUUCCACCCCCAUAUCGCACACGAUGGAGCCAUAACCCCUUUCGUGCCCAGUUCACGGCGUCGCUCGUGUUCUACAGUCGUGUCAACCCUAACUUUAACCAUAAUACUAUAGUCGAAAGAAGACUCACAUCGUUGAAUUCGAGGACAGCCAAAAGCAUUAUUGUCAUAAUGACAUCGUCUUCCAGAUAAUGGCUUUCGUAGACUUUUCUCUGAAGAUACUUUUCUUG